This is a messenger RNA of Panicum virgatum (switchgrass), 1121 nucleotides long. RefSeq lists its product as uncharacterized. Lineage: Eukaryota; Viridiplantae; Streptophyta; Magnoliopsida; Poales; Poaceae. Bases 194 to 901 code for a protein of 235 amino acids. The record is from RefSeq and is a predicted model, not a curated record. The transcript is spliced from 2 exons.
UGCAAAACAACAUCAUUAGAUGCGAAGGCGACGCCUACAUCAACAACGGCAACAGGUGGAUCAAGGUGACCGCUGUUAGGUUGACUGGGUUCUCUCUGAACCUAAGCCCAAAGAGCCACCUGCGCCAGUCAGGGGGACAGAGCACAGUGAUGCCGAAUGGCAGAAAAAGGAAAGGGACUAUGCUCCCUUAAAGAUGUCUUAUGACUUAGAAAGAAAAAAGUGGGGAAAUGCCAACAAGAAAUGUAUGGCAUUCCUAAAGAACACGAUUGAGCCUGCAAUAGUGGGCUCAAUCGUAGAGUGUGACUCCGCCAAAGGGUACCUUGAGAGAAUACAGAGCCAGCUCACUGAUUCUUCAAAGACUUAUGCAACCAUGCUAAUAAAACAGCUGGUCACAGAAAGGUACCAUGGUGGAAACAUAGGCAUAAUAGAGCACAUACUAAGGAUGAGCAACAUGAAUGCUAAGCUCAAACCUAUGGAGUUGGAUCUUCCAGAGAAGUUCCUUGUCCAUCUGGUUUUUGCUUCCCUACCAGACCAGUUUGAGACUUUUGUCGUUAAUUACGACAUGCAGCCUGAAAACUGGGAUAUGGAAAAGACAAUUGCUAUGUGUGUGCAAGAGGAAGACAGAAUCAAAAGUCAGCAUGGAGGUUCAGUGAACUAUGUUCAUCAGAGCAAAAAGAAAAAGACCUUCCAUGCUGCCUCUCCAUCAAAGUCAAAAGACAAAGGACCCAUGCAGUAUCAGCAUCAGCAAAAGAAGUAUCCUCCAAAGGAAGGUGACGAGUGCUUUCAUUAUCAUGAGAAGGAGCACUACAAGGGGGAUUGUCCUAUCUUCUUAAAGUCAAUCAUGGCAAACAAAGGGAUUUCGUUCGACAAGGACUACGCUAAGAAGCGAAAGACACAUUAAAGUUGCGAACGGAGUACAAGCAGAAGUUGAAGCUAUUGGCGAUGUCUCCCUCGAGCUAGUUAAUGGCAUUAUGCUUGUAUUGAGAGAUGUUUUCUUUGUUCCUUCGCUUCAUAGAAACUUGAUUAGUGUGUCACGUCUAGACAAAGAUGGUUAUGGUUGUCAUUUUGAGAAUGGCAAAUGUGAACUAUGGUUUGAUAAUAAUUGUGUUGGUGAUGCUUUC